AGCAGCCUUUGCCAGGGACAAAAUCUGGACGUCACUAUUCGAGAAGCUCAAACGGGCAUUGGAAAUAAGCGUUCAAUGGCUGAACUUGUUAACCCAGGGGAGAUGCGGGAUGAGGUGGCCGAGAUACGCAAGGAAGACUCCAGCGACACCAGUGCCGAUGGCCAGCCGAUUGCUGAAUCCUCAUAUUUUUCUUGCUUGGUGUGCAUGCGCACCGCCCGUUCACCGCGGGUUAGCUUCUGCGGCCACCACUUUUGUUAUAGGUGCAUUAGGCAUUGGAUCAAGACUCAGGGAUCCAAGGUCAAGUGUCCAUAUUGUCAGUCCCGGAUUGGCGAGAAUACUUUGAUCGCAAUUCGUUACCCAGGCAGCGGCUUGCCGAAACAUACUAAGUGCAAGUCCCUCGAAGAGCAUCGUAUGCGAAUCCUCAAGAGCGUCGAUUACAUCAAUGAAUUGGCCCAGUUACCGGCGGCCGGAAUGUUUGUAAGGGGCUAUAUUGAGUAUCCACCGGAGCCGUUUCCACGUGUUAGGCCCCUUCCCCCCCAGUUGCUCGUCCAGGUGCCUGAUUACCCCAUUCGCCGCACCUUCAGUGACUACACAGUAGUCCAGCGUACCAUAAUGGUUAUCAUCAUGGUCGUUUUGUUCACUAUGUACCAGACUGAGCUGUUGCCUUUGAAAUAGAAAGGUUUUCUUUUUAAAACAAUUAUUUUUUCAAAAUCUCAUGCCUUUUUCGACAUGGCAGUUGAUUUCUAAAUUCCAAAGUCUAUACAUAUUUCGUGUUAAUUUUGUUAUGUUUUUGAGAAUAUAAAUGUUUACAAAAGUCUGCUCAA
Messenger RNA from Drosophila ananassae, 824 nucleotides. Its product is annotated as E3 ubiquitin-protein ligase RMA1. Gene Ontology annotation, biological process: ubiquitin-dependent protein catabolic process. NCBI's taxonomy places the organism in Eukaryota, Metazoa, Arthropoda, Insecta, Diptera, Drosophilidae. Gene Ontology annotation, molecular function: ubiquitin-like protein conjugating enzyme binding; ubiquitin protein ligase activity; metal ion binding. The transcript is spliced from 2 exons. Gene Ontology annotation, cellular component: endoplasmic reticulum. Bases 76 to 675 code for a protein of 199 amino acids. The record is from RefSeq and is a predicted model, not a curated record.